GAGGCUCCGUCCGGCCCAUAUAUUCCGCCAUACGUCAAGAAAACUCUUGGAAGAGGCAGGCUGACGUGGCGUCGCCAGUGUGGACAGGAGCAAAGCCGUUCCCACGAGCCGGUGGGUGUGAAAUCCGCGAAGAAUGAACCGGCCGAGUGAUGGGGGUGAGAUCGGUCGAUCCAGAAGCGUCGUAAAGAAUUGCUCCUAGGCCCUAGCUACUGUACGCACCAAGAACCAAAUGGCUGCUGCUGCCGCCUGAUGCAGCUGUGGCCCCCGGCGACUCCUUCCACACACACACCAACGCCAACACGCGUUGCCGCGUACGCGUUUCCUUUAUCAACCCCGCACGCAGCCUCCGGCCCAGCCGAGAUGGUUGUGAGCGCCGCCUCACGCAACAAAGCUCUAUGUGCGAGCCAGCAGGAAGAUGAAGGACUCGCAGAAGCCGAAGCCGGGCGGCGGCUCGGCAGCCUCCUCCAUCCGUGGCGUGCUGCAGGAUUUCCUGGAGCAGCAGCGGCGGCUGGACGAGCAGAGGCAGGAGGCGACGGCGAGGUACGCGCAGGAGCGGCUGGCGUUCGAGCGGCAGUGGCGGCAGGAGAUGCAGAGGCUGGAGCGGGAGAGGCUGAUGCUGGAGCGGGCGUGGAUGGAGCGGGAGGAGCAGAGGAGGGUCAGGGACGAGGCCAGGGCCGAGAGGAGGGACGCGCUGCUCAACACUUUGUUGAAUAGACUCUUGCGCGAUGACUUGUAGCCUUUGUGGGAAGAGAUGACCUCGAGGGUCGCUAAUCAACCAAAGGGGUUACUAGUAGCAUGUUGUUGUUAUCCCGGUGUUAGGUCAGUAGAAAUUCUUUGUUUAUUGUGUCUUUGUCUGAGCAAUCGAGCUUAGGUUAAUCUGUAGGAAUGUUAAGCUCUUUUUGUAUAUCUGGUUCAUUGUGGAAAGGUAGUUGUUUUUUCUACUAGAAUUCAUGGAGCAAACAUAUGUUUUACAGA
Molecule: messenger RNA, 975 nt
Organism: Brachypodium distachyon (stiff brome)
Lineage: Eukaryota; Viridiplantae; Streptophyta; Magnoliopsida; Poales; Poaceae
Product: trihelix transcription factor GT-3b
Exons: 1
Coding region: 416-736 (106 amino acids)
Source: RefSeq, a predicted model, not a curated record